Rotaria socialis is the source of this 369-nucleotide messenger RNA. NCBI's taxonomy places the organism in Eukaryota, Metazoa, Rotifera, Eurotatoria, Philodinida, Philodinidae. The record is from the annotation of a GenBank genome assembly.
AUGCUUAAUAGAAAUAUUGAUUCUAGUCUUACAACAAUCGAGCCAGUAAUACGACAAAUCAAUACGAGAUCAACAAAUUUUAAAGUAGAACGUAAACAGUUUCCUGUUGUCCCUUGUGAAGCAAUGACUAUAUACAAAAGUCAAGGAGGUACUUAUGAAAAAAUUGUUGUCAACCUGAAGAAUGGCAUGACAAGAUCUGAAUUAUACGUUGCUUGUAGUCGUGCAACAAAAGCAAGUGGUUUAUAUUUAAUUGGUGACUUAGUUCCACCGAAACCACCUGAACGUAAUGAUGCACUGGCGACGAUGUUUAAAACUAUGAGAUCCGAAGGAAAAAUGAAAUUUUCCCUUGAGUUUCCUGAAGAAUCUUAA